Sinocyclocheilus grahami is the source of this 1675-nucleotide messenger RNA. RefSeq names its product sodium-coupled neutral amino acid transporter 4-like. The record is from RefSeq and is a predicted model, not a curated record. Gene Ontology annotation, molecular function: L-amino acid transmembrane transporter activity. The transcript is spliced from 15 exons. NCBI's taxonomy places the organism in Eukaryota, Metazoa, Chordata, Actinopteri, Cypriniformes, Cyprinidae. Gene Ontology annotation, biological process: amino acid transmembrane transport. Gene Ontology annotation, cellular component: plasma membrane. The coding region runs from base 134 to 1660 and encodes 508 amino acids.
AUGCUCUUUAAAGCUUCCACUCACCUCCAGGGCUAAAAACGAAGCUCAUCCUUGAUCUGUGAGCACAUCUAGUGUCCUGCGUGUUACCGGCUUUCAUUUUCUUUUCCCAAAGACGAAAUCCUCUGCUGUAAACAUGGACCGUCUGGAGCUGAAGAAAGUGAGCAUGGAGGCGGACGAUGAAAGCAGCGUGGACGAUCGCUUCACACCCAUCGAUUCAGAGAAGGCCAGCCAGUUUCUGGAUGAGGACGACGCAGAGAGUCAGAAGUUUCUCACCAAUGGCAUCAUGAAGAAGAAGAAAUAUGAUGAAGAAGAAUAUCACCCGGGUCACACAUCGUUUGGGAUGUCCGUCUUUAACCUCAGUAAUGCCAUCAUGGGCAGUGGAAUUCUGGGUCUGUCCUUCGCCAUGGCCAACACCGGCAUCAUACUGUUUGUCAUUCUCCUGCUUGGAGUCGCUAUCCUGUCGCUUUACUCCGUUCAUCUGUUACUAGUGACGGCCAAAGAAGGAGGCUCGCUGAUCUACGAGAAGCUCGGAGAAAGAGCGUUUGGAUGGCCGGGAAAAAUGGCAGCUUUUGGAUCGAUAACUCUGCAGAACAUAGGAGCCAUGUCCAGCUACCUGUUCAUAGUCAAAUACGAGCUGCCGGAGGUGAUUCGAGCUUUUCGCGGGCUGGAGGAGAACUCUGGGGAAUGGUAUCUGAACGGGAAUUACGCGGUGGUGUUGGUGUCCAUCGGCAUCAUUCUCCCGCUGUCUCUGCUGAAAAACCUGGGGUAUCUGGGGUACACCAGCGGCUUCUCUCUCUCGUGCAUGGUGUUCUUCCUGGGAGUGCUGAUCUAUAAGAAGACGAUCCUGCCCUGUCCUCUGCCGUUCUUCUACCAGCACGAGUCCAACAUGAGCAUGAACGGCUCGGACGCUCUGGGUCUGUACGUGCUGCAGAACGCCUCGGCACUGGCCUCUAUAUCAGCAGCGAACGGACCUCACGUGCCGGUGAACAGCGCCGUCCAGUUCACACCUCACCCUGAGGACGUGUGCACACCCAAAUACUUUGUGUUCAACUCACAGACCGUGUACACCGUUCCCAUCCUCGCCUUUGCUUUCGUGUGUCAUCCUGAAGUUCUGCCCAUCUACAGCGAACUCAAAGAUCGCUCUCGGAGGAAGAUGCAGAGGGUCUCAAACCUGUCCAUCUUGGCGAUGCUGGUGAUGUACCUGUUCUCCGCUCUGUUCGGUUAUCUGACGUUUUAUGAUCAUGUCGAGGCAGAGCUGCUUCACACCUUCACCAAGGUCUACAAGUUUGACACGAUGCUUCUUCUGGUGCGUUUGGCUGUGCUGACGGCGGUAACGCUGACCGUUCCCAUUGUGCUGUUCCCUAUUCGUUCGUCAGUCAUCACGCUGUGUUUCGCUGGGAAAGAGUUCAGCUGGAUCCGACACUUCCUCAUCGCCGCUGCUAUACUGGCCUUCAACAACCUCCUGGUGAUCUUCGUCCCCACCAUCAGAGACAUCUUCGGCUUCAUCGGUUCGUCUGCAGCCACCAUGCUCAUCUUCAUCCUACCGGCGGCGUUUUACCUGCGGCUGGUCAAGAGCUUACCGUUCAGAUCACCGCAGAAAAUAUCUGUGAGUAUAGACCAUAUAUUAUAUUAUAUUACUUUUGCUACUUUAUGCUUUUGACCUAACUCAUUUAUC